AUGACGUUCCCUGAGAUCCGACGCCCAGAAAGUUGGCAAUGGCGUGAUCAAGGAACGUCGCGGCGGGAGCCCAAGGUGAAGGGCGGAGUCUGCGAGUACGAGUGCUACGUCUUGGGCCCGCUGCGGGACUUCGUCGCCGCUGGAGGCGGGAAUAGGAGGGGGCAACCCUUCGCUCGCCGCCGCGCCCAGGACGGCGAGGACGUAAAGGACGAGCUGGACGUGAUGACGUCCGUGUCGCAGCCCGCGCGCUGCGUCCUCACGGGCGAGCCUCUGAUGGAGGUGGUCGUCGUCGAGGGCGACGGCGGCAAGACGGGCGUCGUGCCGCUGGCAGUGGACGGCGUCGACGUCACCGCGCGGCUCGGCAGCAAGCUGGAGAGCACCAGUGGGCAGCAGGACGUCGACCGCAGUGGGCCCCUGCGUGGCGAGGGGGUAGGCCACUGCGACGGUGAGAGCAAGCUGGAGGGUUUCGACGUGAAGAAGGACUUCGGCUACCGCCGACCCCUGCGUGACGAGGGGGUAGGCCCCGGCGAGGACGAGAGCGAGCUGGUCCAGGCUGCGCCCCGAUCCAGGACGUCGACCACGGCGAACCCUUGCGUGGCGAGGGGGGUAGGCCACUGCGAGUUCGAUGGCAAGCUGGAGGGCAUCGACGCGUUACACGACGUCGAUCACGGUAGACUCCUGCGUAGCGACGGGGUAGACCACUCUGAGUGCGAGGGCAAGCUGGGGGGCAUCGACAUGCUGAAGGACGUCGACCACGGCAAGCUGGAUGGCAGCGACGUGCUGAAGGACGUCGGCUACGUCGGACCCCUGCGUGGCGAGGGGGUAGGCCACGGCGAGUGCGAGGUCAAGCAGGAGGGCAUCGACGUUAUGCAGGACGUCGACCACGGACCCCUGCGCGGCGAGGGUGUAGGCCACGGGGAGUGCGAGGUCAAGCUAGGUGGCCCCGGCGUAACGAAGUGCAAGCUGGUGGGCAUCGGCAAGCAGGGCAGGCCGAGGAAGAAGGGCAAGGCCGCGCAGGCGACGGAAAGCGCCGCAGGCCUACGCGCCGCGGGCGACGCCGUCGAGCGGGCCAGGCAGGAGCUCAGCCUGGCCUCCGCCGAGUGCCGCGAGCCGGAAGCCCAGCUCGCAGCCGCCCGCGCCGACCUCGCCAUCGAGGAGAUCGAGGUGCGCGCGGUGGCGGUGGAGCUGGCGGCGCUGGGCGGGGCUUGGGACGAGCUCUUCACUUGUUUUCGACUUCCUGGUGCGCAGUCGCAGCCCUUUCGGCCUCGGGCCUCCCCCGACCGUGGCGACCUCCGCGCGGCCGCGCUGCGCGGCUGGCUGGACUGCACGUCGCCGGGCUUCGACCCGAUCUGGGGCGUGUUCCACGAGGCAGUCACCGACGUCGUGGCUGGGUUCAGGCUGGGCCAAACGUGGAGUGCCGCGGCCGUCGACUUCAUGUCAGGCCUGCUCAGUCAGUUGCCUGGGUACCUCGAGCUUCGCAGAGGUCUUGACCAGACCCUGGGCGCGGCGCACUUCGAGUUCCACCAGCAGUUCGAGGCGAGCCUGAGCGCCGACAGCGAGGAGCGCGUCUGCUUCGGUGGCCUCCUCACCGCCGUGCUGUUCUCGGGGGAGCUGGACGGGAGCAUCAAGCGCUGCAUCAGUGGUCCCGAUGACUGGGGGCGGCCGAGCUGUCCAGGCGGCCUGUAUCACGCCUUCGACCACGUCAUCAUGCUCGUCGCCUUUCGCAAGAAGCUCGACGUCUUCUCGUGCUUCUCGCGCUGGAAGUGGGUUUCAGCGAUGAGCAUCGAAUAUUUCCAGCAAAGUGGGCUCGAAUUUGGUUUGCGAGAUAUCCUCACGAAGGACGCGCUCAAGCUACAAGACACGCAGCGCGAAGUUCUGGACGAGUCCAGGCAGUUCAAUUUCUGUUACAUAUCUGAGCACAGUGGGUGCAUGCUGAAUGACUACACUUUGGUGAAGGAUGUUUCCCCGCCGGGCACUCGUCACCGCCUUCUCUUGCUGCCUUCUGAUCGAGAGGAAAAUAAUGCCAACGUAAUGGGCUCUGGCAAUCUCGCGCUCAGCAUCAGCGAAAUGCUGGCUCGCGGCGAGGGCAAGUUCUGCCAGCUGCUCGGGUGCAGCGAGAUUCCAGUGUCAGCAGCGUGGAUGGAGAUCCACAGAGCUUUGGAGAGACGCUGGGCAGCACACGAGGCGCCGCUCCUCACGGCCGAGCUCUGGGAGCUCGCCGUGGCCGGCCGCGCCGACCUCUCGCCGUGCGACCUGGUGGCGUCCGCGAACAUGUACGGGCCCGAGCUGCCCCUGCUGGCUCACGCGUACCCGGAAGCCUCGAUGCUGCAUUUCGCGUCGCGCAUCCCCGGUUUAUCACGCUGCACAAGGCGGGCGAGCCAGAGAUGUCGUACUUGCAGCAGCUCCUCACCGAGCUGUUUUUCCGGGGGGAGCGUAGCAGGGGAGUUAUGUUCGCCACAAACGAGAAGCUCCAGCUGCAGACGUACUAUCAGAUAG
Molecule: messenger RNA, 2496 nt
Organism: Prorocentrum cordatum
Lineage: Eukaryota; Dinophyceae; Prorocentrales; Prorocentraceae
Source: the annotation of a GenBank genome assembly